CGAAAUCACAUAGUAUCCAUAUCUUCCACUUUGUAUCCUCAUCCUCUCAUGUCCAGCUAUAGUACAACAACAGUAAGACAAGAAGGUUUCCAGCUUCCUUCACCUGCACACACCGUUUCCUCCCUCUCAGAAACGCCCACCUCACCCCCUCCAACGUCUCCCAACAAUCUUUUCAUGCCACCAAACCUAUCUUUUCUUCCUGACUCAUUUCGUAAAUUUCCAAGCGCUGCUCAAGCUCAUUCUCAUCAUCAACCUGCAACACCGAGUAGUGCUAUCGACUUCACCGACGAUCUUGCAACACUCAUCGACUCGCACCCUCACCAUGCGUCGCACGAACGCAGUACAUAUGAUGCAGACCCGUACCGUCACAAUAUCUUUGAUAUCAGCGCUCCUACAACCACCAGCCAUUACCGACCUCCAUCAUCAACCGAUAUCUAUCCAAACAGUCAACAACAACAUACCAAUGAUCUCCAUUUUAACAGUACCCUUCCUGCCUUAAAUAGCAGUAUGCGGUACGAACCACACCCAGAUCCGCCAUCACAUUUCGCGUACCGCCACACCCCAUCCCCGCACAACCCCAACUCACCCAGUCGUAGCCGUUCACGCCCCCCAAGCAUCGGCCCCACCCGAACCUCCCGUCGCGAUCGCCGAGCUAAUAGCAUUAGUUCACAUGUAUCCGGCACUUCACCACCCCCUCCCCCCCGUCCCCAUGCCAUAGUUAUCCCCGGUAGGGGUGGUGGUUCAACAAUGGGCGGCUUUUUUGUUCCCGGUCAAGGCGAAUACUCGCUUCCCACACCCGAUAGUCUCACUCAUUCCUUUGGCGGGUUCCAGGGAUAUAAUGCGGCAACCACUUCAUACCCUACGCAACCCGGUUCAUUUGCUUCGCAAAACAAUGUGGCUAUAAAUUAUGGUAGUUUUAAUGGCCGUACUGGAACUCCCAGCAUGGGAAUCAGUCCUAGUGAAGUCUCUACUUUGGGCAUGCUUGGGAGCAGCACGACUUCUCCCCCUCCCUCUGUCAAGGGAAAGCAUGAUGGCGAUGGUCUAUCAGAAAAGAGACGAAGAAGGCGGGAGAGUCAUAAUGCUGUUGAGAGAAGGCGGAGAGAUAACAUCAACGAAAGAAUCGGCGAGCUAGCAGGGUUAAUUCCUGGGGUGUUGUUUGAAUGUGAUGCCCCACUCAUUGCUCCAACAUCCCCCACACUCCUCAGCGCAACUUCACCUGCAGUGGAAAACGGCGAUCUCUUCUCACUCCCCCUCCUCCCGGAUGCAGCAAACUCUGACGAGGGUCUUGCUGACGUUCCUGAGUAUGGGGUACCCGGCGCUCCCAACGGGAAUGCUGUGAAAAAGGAUCCAAGCGAAGAUGGAGAUGAUGGCCGAGGUAAUGCAAAUGGUGGUGUGAAUGGCGGUAUCCCUACGAACGGGAUCACUACCGCAAAUGGCUCUGAACCACAAAUGAUCAAGGCAAACAAGGGGAUGAUUUUGAGGAAGGUGGGUAUCCUUAUUUAUCUAUUUCUCUUGUUUUUAUUUCGUGGCGGUUGGACGGUGCUUUGUGUUGCCUAUAUGCACCAUUUGCCUGUGUUGCACUAUAUACGCUCACUUGCCAGAUACGUGCAUCUGUUUACUGCAUAUAUGCGCCUUUCCUCGUGGUGAUUCACCUGAAAAUCGUUCAAUUACUGACUCCGCUUCCCAGUCCGUGGAAUACAUACGUUAUCUCCAACAGCUCGUCAGCGUCCAAGCUUCACGCGGCCGAGAUCUCGAAGAGCGCAACCGCACCCUCGAGCGCGAAUUGGCAGCAAUCCGC
Molecule: messenger RNA, 1798 nt
Organism: Suillus fuscotomentosus
Lineage: Eukaryota; Fungi; Basidiomycota; Agaricomycetes; Boletales; Suillaceae
Exons: 3
Coding region: 49-1647 (532 amino acids)
Biological process (GO): regulation of transcription by RNA polymerase II
Molecular function (GO): RNA polymerase II cis-regulatory region sequence-specific DNA binding; protein dimerization activity; DNA-binding transcription factor activity, RNA polymerase II-specific
Source: RefSeq, a predicted model, not a curated record